Botrytis sinoallii is the source of this 1416-nucleotide messenger RNA. RefSeq lists its product as uncharacterized. The coding region runs from base 1 to 1416 and encodes 471 amino acids. The record is from RefSeq and is a predicted model, not a curated record. The transcript is spliced from 4 exons. Gene Ontology annotation, molecular function: transcription coregulator activity. Lineage: Eukaryota; Fungi; Ascomycota; Leotiomycetes; Helotiales; Sclerotiniaceae. Gene Ontology annotation, cellular component: mediator complex. Gene Ontology annotation, biological process: regulation of transcription by RNA polymerase II.
AUGGCCAAUGAUUCCAUCAGAAUCGAUGAAGACAAUGCCGCCAACUUCAUGGCUCAUCCUGGCAGUGAGCACAUGUCUGGAGCGCCGGCUACUUAUCCUACAAGUCAUCUCACUGGAAUCAAUGAAUCCAGCGUCACCGAUCCAUCCAAUCCCGCUUGUCCUGGGCCCAUUUCUAGAAUGCCCAUUGGAUCUACUGGUGGAAAUACAUCAAGCACUAGAUUGCCCUACUACGGAGUUGGCAUGCAUCCACUACUCGUUAAUUCUACUGCCGAAAGUAUCUCAAGCACUAGAAUGCCAUACCACGGAGUUGGCAUGCAUCCACUACUUGUUGAUUCUACUAGCGGAAAUGCAUCAGCGCUUUACCCAACAAUGAAGUGCUGCAAGUCUCGGUUUGCCCAGGGAAAGCCACAACAGCCAACGAACUUGUUUUCGACAAUGGUACGAUGCGCCAAGAGGGUUUCUUCUGCACAAAUGACCCAAAAUGGUUUACACAUGGAAGUAUCCUUAAACUUUGAAGACGUAUCUAUACCAGGCUUGCUCAACGAAGUCACAGCAACCACGCAACCAAUUUCCAACAACGGAAUGUUGCGUCAAAAUGAUUCAUAUGCACAAGUAGCUCAAAAUGACAUGUCCAUGAGAAAUCUUCUCGACAAUGGGAAUGAAUCAAGGGUUUCAUUAUUCAACGCAUUCGGAGAAAACGAAUUCUCAGAAUUACCUGAACUAGACUUUGGCAAUAGCACAUUGCACCAAGAUGAUCCAAAUCCAAACUUGCCCAACGAACUCACAGCAAAUGAGUUCGCAGAACUACCUGAAGUAGUCCCUGACAAUGGCAUGUUGCACCAAGAUGGUCUACGCCCCAACUUGUCCAAUGAAGUCACAGCGAUCACCGAACCAGUUGCCAGCAAGGAAGCCGCAUCAAUCACGGGACAAGUCGCCAACAAUGAAGUCACAGCAACUACCCAAUCAGUUGCCGAAGAUGAAAGACCGAGUCAAAAUGAUCCAGUCCAUAAACACGGAUCUGUUCACAAUGAUGGCUCAGCUGAUAACCUAGCCGAAAUACGCAGAUCCAAAGCUGACGAACUCACAGACCGCCAGGAACGUGCUAUCGCUGCUCUCCUUAUUCGUUUCCAGAAUCUCGUUAAACUUGCUGCGUUACCUACUGAAGAUGCAUUUACGAAGGAGACUGCAGCCGCAGAGGGAUUGAGAAUGGAGGUUGAGAGUAAUGCCUUGACAAGCGCAGCAGAAGAUCUCUUAAAGUUGACUAGAGAAUUGAAGGAGUUUUGGAUUUUUGGGUCAUUAAGAGGAAUCGGCGAAGGAGAAGGUGAUGGAGAAAUGGAGACCGAUUCAAAGAAGGUCGCGGAAUUGAUUGAGAAGCAAUUGGAGAAAAAGCAUGAGCAAGAGAAAAACAAGGCAUAA